AUUAUACAUCAAUUGAACUACACCUACCCCUCUACACACCUACACAUCAAAACAGCUACAAACCUGUUACAUCCCAUCCCAUCUCCGCUCCGCCCCCCCCCUUGACUCGAGCAGAAGCCGCUGAUCUUUUUCUGCAGAUUGUCAAUCCCACCCCGAAGAAGAUGUCGUCGUCUCCCCCUAGGCUUGUACCACUCGACGUAGAGGCACUCGAGGCGAGCCUAGGGUUUCCGGAUCUUGAGGAGUUAGACGCUCAGUUGUUAGUGAAAAACCACGACUUGAGAAUUGAGCUGGCCGCUCUGAAAGCCACUCUGGAGGAGAAGGAAGUCCUGAUCAAAGAGAAGGACAGGCGAAUUCAGGAAAUGGAGAAGAGACUGGAGGAAAAGGACAAGCGAAUUGAGGAGAAGAACGAACAGAUUCAGGACAAGCAUGCCUUAUAUCUGGCAGCUAAGUCUGAAGCAGAAAACCUGUCUCUCAUCGCCACCUUAAAGCGCAAGCUGGGCGAGCUCGUCAAUGAGGAUUUCGAAGAGGAUCAGACCCAUAAGAGACUUUGUGCUGACCAGAAGCCGAACGAACAUCCUUCAUAACUUGGCGACGACUAAUAUAUACUCUCGACUCUUGACUCGGUCUCUCCAAACCCCGCGCGGUUGAACGCGUCGCGCCCGACUAGAUUCCCGCUCUGCCCUUUGACGAUGAUGAUACUGUCACUCGCUUCUCUCGGCUCUCAUUUUGACCUCAUUGGCCAUCAUUA
Aaosphaeria arxii CBS 175.79 is the source of this 748-nucleotide messenger RNA. RefSeq lists its product as uncharacterized. The record is from RefSeq and is a predicted model, not a curated record. NCBI's taxonomy places the organism in Eukaryota, Fungi, Ascomycota, Dothideomycetes, Pleosporales. Bases 162 to 584 code for a protein of 140 amino acids. The transcript has a single exon.